GCAGCAGGCUCAAAGCAAGUUUACCAGAACGUCGCUUCAAUCAGCGUGGACAUGAGUAAAUCUGCCAUGGCAAACGAGAUUACGAUUCGACAGCUGUCUGGGGAGACAAAGUCAUUCAUCUUAGUUCCGGACAUGACUGUCCGUGAGCUGAAAAGGCAGCUACACGGGUGGCUGCGCUGCGCAGACGAAUCAAAGCGCAACAUGAGCUCGGUGGAGCUGGUUCUUGGAGACAGGCCCCUAGUGAAUGCCGAUGAGAUGGCGUCCAAGGCAAUCCCAGGGGCAGAAGUUUUGGCUUUCCUGAGCAUCAAGCCGGUCACGUGCUCAAGCCGCGAAACCUCCAGCAUUGAGCCUGAAGAUUUGCGUGUGGUGGAAAUUCCGGGAGGCGUGACUUUGAUAGAAGCCGGUGCCUUCAAAGGUUGCAGAUCAUUGGCAAAUGUGACCAUCCCUGACUCAGUUACUCGGAUUCGAGGAAGUGCCUUCCGAGGUUGCAGCUCGUUGGCAACUGUGACCAUUCCCAACUCUGUCACUGUGAUUUGGGAUUCUGCCUUUGAAGGUUGCAGCUCAUUGGUAAAUGUGACCAUCCCUGACUCAGUUACUCGGAUUGGAGGAAGUGCCUUCUUUGGCUGCAGCUCAUUGGCAAACGUGACCAUUCCCAACUCAGUCACUCAGAUUGAAGGAAAUGCCUUCCGAGGUUGCAGCUCGUUGGCAACUGUGACCAUUCCCAGCUCUGUCACUGUGAUUGGCGCUUCUGCCUUUGAAGGUUGCAGCUCAUUGGUAAAUGUGACCAUCCCUGACUCAGUUACUCGGAUUGGAGGAAGUGCCUUCCGAGGUUGCAGCUCGUUGGCAACUGUGACCAUUCCCAACUCUGUCACUGUGAUUGACGAUUCUGCCUUUGAAGGUUGCAGCUCAUUGGUAAAUGUGACCAUCCCUGACUCAGUUACUCGGAUUGGAGGAAGUGCCUUCUUUGGCUGCAGCUCAUUGGCAAACGUGACCAUUCCCAACUCAGUCACUCAGAUUGAAGGAAAUGCCUUCCGAGGUUGCAGCUUGUUGGCAACUGUGACCAUUCCCAACUCUGUCACUGUGAUUGGCGCUUCUGCCUUUGAAGGUUGCAGCUCAUUGGUAAAUGUGACCAUCCCUGACUCAGUUACUCGGAUUGGAGGAAGUGCCUUCUUUGACUGCAGCUCAUUGGCAAACGUGACCAUUUCCAACUCAGUGACUGAGAUUAGAUUAAAUGCCUUCCGCGGUUGCAGCUCAUUGACAACUGUGACCAUUCCCAACUCAGUCACUCAGAUUGGAGGAAAUGCCUUCCGAGGUUGCAGCUCGUUGGCAACUGUGACCAUUCCCAACUCUGUCACUGUGAUUUGGGAUUCUGCGUUUAAAGGUUGCAGCUCAUUGGCAAACGUGACCAGUCCCAACUCAGUCACCAAAAUUGAAGGAAGUGCCUUCUUUGGGUGUAGCUCAUUGGCAAACGUGACCAUUUCCAACUCAGUGCCUCAGAUUGGAGGAAAUGCCUUCCAAGGUUGCAGCUCAUUGACAACUGUGACCAUUCCCAGCUCUGUCACUGUGAUUGACGAUUCUGCCUUUGAAGGUUGCAGCUCAUUGGUAAAUGUGACCAUCCCUGACUCAGUUACUCGGAUUGGAAGAAGUGCCUUCUUUGGCUGCAGCUCAUUGGCAAACGUGACCAUUCCCAACUCAGUCACUCAGAUUGAAGGAAAUGCCUUUGAAGGUUGCAGCUCAUUGGUAAAUGUGACCAUCCCUGACUUAGUUACUCGGAUUGGAGGAAGUGCCUUCUUUGGCUGCAGCUCAUUGGCAAACGUGACCAUUCCCAACUCAGUCACUCAGAUUGAAGGAAAUGCCUUCCGAGGUUGCAGCUUGUUGGCAACUGUGACCAUUCCCAACUCUGUCACUGUGAUUGGCGCUUCUGCCUUUGAAGGUUGCAGCUCAUUGGUAAAUGUGACCAUCCCUGACUCAGUUACUCGGAUUGGAGGAAGUGCCUUCCGAGGUUGCAGCUCGUUGGCAACUGUGACCAUUCCCAACUCUGUCACUGUGAUUGACGAUUCUGCCUUUGAAGGUUGCAGCUCAUUGGUAAAUGUGACCAUCCCUGACUCAGUUACUCGGAUUGGAGGAAGUGCCUUCUUUGGCUGCAGCUCAUUGGCAAACGUGACCAUUCCCAACUCAGUCACUCAGAUUGAAGGAAAUGCCUUCCGAGGUUGCAGCUUGUUGGCAACUGUGACCAUUCCCAACUCUGUCACUGUGAUUGGCGCUUCUGCCUUUGAAGGUUGCAGCUCAUUGGUAAAUGUGACCAUCCCUGACUCAGUUACUCGGAUUGGAGGAAGUGCCUUCUUUGACUGCAGCUCAUUGGCAACCGUGACCAUUUCCAACUCAGUGACUGAGAUAAGAUUAAAUGCCUUCCGCGGUUGCAGCUCAUUGACAACUGUGACCAUUCCAACUCAGUCACUCAGAUUGGAGGAAAUGCCUUCCGAGGUUGCAGCUCGUUGGCAACUGUGACCAUUCCCAACUCUGUCACUGUGAUUUGGGAUUCUGCGUUUAAAGGUUGCAGCUCAUUGGCAAACGUGACCAGUCCCAACUCAGUCACCAAAAUUGAAGGAAGUGCCUUCUUUGGGUGUAGCUCAUUGGCAAACGUGACCAUUUCCAACUCAGUGCCUCAGAUUGAAGGAAAUGCCUUCCAAGGUUGCAGCUCAUUGACAACUGUGACCAUUCCCAGCUCUGUCACUGUGAUUGACGAUUCUGCCUUUGAAGAUUGCAGCUCAUUGGUAAAUGUGACCAUCCCUGACUCAGUUACUCGGAUUGGAGGAAGUGCCUUCUUUGGCUGCAGCUCAUUGGCAAACGUGACCAUUCCCAACUCAGUCACUCAGAUUGAAGGAAAUGCCUUUGAAGGUUGCAGCUCAUUGGUAAAUGUGACCAUCCCUGACUCAGUUACUCGGAUUGGAGGAAGUGCCUUCAAAGGUUGCAAGUGGCAAACGUGACCAUUCCCAACUCAGAUUAGCGCCUCCAUUUGCAAUGGCAGGCGCCUCCGAAAGGCGAGUCCCUAAGCCAGUUGUUUUCAGCAACGCAUGUUUCGAGA
Effrenium voratum is the source of this 3085-nucleotide messenger RNA. The record is from the annotation of a GenBank genome assembly. NCBI's taxonomy places the organism in Eukaryota, Dinophyceae, Suessiales, Symbiodiniaceae.